CUGAGAUAUAACCGUGGCCAGAGACGCGCGGCCGGAACACAGGAGCUGUCUGUCACCAGGAGCUGCCACCAGGAGCCAUCGCUGUCUCGGGGAGCCGUCACCAUGUCGACGAAGUUUGAAAUGACGAACCUGGACUUGAAGGAGGGCACCUCCUUGAAGCUCAAGGGCAAGAUCCAUGAAAGCAGCGACGGCUUCAUAAUUAACUUGGGCCAGGAGGCCGACACGCUGUGCAUGCAUUUCAACCCGCGCUUCAAGGAGUCCACCAUCGUGUGCAACUCCAAGGACGGCGGCAAAUGGGGAAAAGAGCAACGGGAAAGUCACCUGGGCUUCGGCCCUGGCUCAGAGGUCAAGUUCACAGUCACCUUUGAAGGCGACAAGUUCAAGGUGAAGCUGCCAGAUGGGCACGAGGUGAUCUUUCCCAACAGGCUGGGCCACAGCCAGCUGAACUACCUGGCCGUGCAUGGUGGGCUCCGUGUCUCUUCCAUCAAAUUUGAAUAAAAAAUGCCCUCUGUCCCCUAGGCUGGGUUCAGCCAAACCUGAGCCUUCCAGGUCACUGCAGGGUCUGCACCCCCUGCACCCCCACCCUCAAAGCCACAAAUAAAGGAGCUUGCUUGUACCCAGGAA
Messenger RNA from Ochotona curzoniae (black-lipped pika), 624 nucleotides. It is a transcript of the gene LGALS2, whose product is annotated as galectin 2. Bases 103 to 498 code for a protein of 131 amino acids. The transcript is spliced from 4 exons. NCBI's taxonomy places the organism in Eukaryota, Metazoa, Chordata, Mammalia, Lagomorpha, Ochotonidae. Gene Ontology annotation, molecular function: carbohydrate binding. The record is from RefSeq and is a predicted model, not a curated record.